Oncorhynchus keta (chum salmon) is the source of this 9324-nucleotide messenger RNA. RefSeq names its product mucin-2-like. The record is from RefSeq and is a predicted model, not a curated record. NCBI's taxonomy places the organism in Eukaryota, Metazoa, Chordata, Actinopteri, Salmoniformes, Salmonidae. The coding region runs from base 315 to 2186 and encodes 623 amino acids. The transcript is spliced from 9 exons.
CAGCCAGUACAGUACAGUAUUGUAUAGUACAGUAAGUAUAUAGUAUAUAUAACGGCAGUAUAGUACAGUAUAGUACAGUAAGUAUAUAGUAUAUAAAGCCAGUAUAGUACAGUAUAGUACAGCAAACAUAUAGUACAUACAGUCAGUAUAGUACAGUAGCCUUACAUUCUGGCUCAGAAACUCAUUCGGGACUUCUCCUUAGAUGGGGGGCUGGUUUUGUGGCAGUUGGACUUUCUGAGCCAACGGUCAAAGUGGGUCAAAAUAGGUCCCCACGUGUCGGACAUACGCACCACCAACACAGUCUCUCCUCAGGGAUGUGUUGUGUCUCCACUCCACCACCAACACAGUCUCUCCUCAGGGAUGUGUUGUGUCUCCACUCCACCACCAACACAGUCUCUCCUCAGGGAUGUGUUGUGUCUCCACUCCACCACCAACACAGUCUCUCCUCAGGGAUGUGUUGUGUCUCCACUCCACCACCAACACAGUCUCUCCUCAGGGAUGUGUUGUGUCUCCACUCCACCACCAACACAGUCUCUCCUCAGGGAUGUGUUUUGUCUCCACUCCAACACAGUCUCUCCUCAGGGAUGUGUUGUGUCUCCACUCCACCACCAACACAGUCUCUCCUCAGGGAUGUGUUUUGUCUCCACUCCAACACAGUCACUCCUCAGGGAUGUGUUGUGUCCCCACUCCACCACCAACACAGUCUCUCCUCAGGGAUGUGUUGUGUCCCCACUCCACCACCAACACAGGGAUGUGUUUUGUCUCCACUCCACCACCAACACAGUCUCUCCUCAGGGAUGUGUUGUGUCCCCACUCCACCACCAACACAGUCUCUCCUCAGGGAUGUGUUGUGUCUCCACUCCACCACCAACACAGUCUCUCCUCAGGGAUGUGUUUUGUCUCCACUCCACCACCAACACAGUCUCUCCUCAGGGAUGUGUUGUGUCCCCACUCCACCACCAACACAGUCUCUCCUCAGGGAUGUGUUGUGUCUCCACUCCACCACCAACACAGUCUCUCCUCAGGGAUGUGUUUUGUCUCCACUCCAACACAGUCUCUCCUCAGGGAUGUGUUGUGUCUCCACUCCACCACCAACACAGUCUCUCCUCAGGGAUGUGUUUUGUCUCCACUCCAACACAGUCUCUCCUCAGGGAUGUGUUGUGUCUCCACUCCACCACCAACACAGUCUCUCCUCAGGGAUGUGUUUUGUCCCCACUCCACCACCAACACAGGGAUGUGUUUUGUCUCCACUCCACCACCAACACAGUCUCUCCUCAGGGAUGUGUUGUGUCUCCACUCCACCACCAACACAGUCUCUCCUCAGGGAUGUGUUGUGUCUCCACUCCACCACCAACACAGUCUCUCCUCAGGGAUGUGUUUUGUCCCCACUCCACCACCAACACAGUCUCUCCUCAGGGAUGUGUUGUGUCUCCACUCCAACACCAACACAGGGAUGUGUUGUGUCUCCACUCCACCACCAACACAGUCUCUCCUCAGGGAUGUGUUGUGUCUCCACUCCACCACCAACACAGGGAUGUGUUUUGUCUCCACUCCACCACCAACACAGGGAUGUGUUGUGUCUCCACUCCACCACCAACACAGUCUCUCCUCAGGGAUGUGUUGUGUCUCCACUCCACCACCAACACAGUCUCUCCUCAGGGAUGUGUUGUGUCUCCACUCCACCACCAACACAGUCUCUCCUCAGGGAUGUGUUGUGUCCCCACUCCACCACCAACACAGUCUCUCCUCAGGGAUGUGUUGUGUCCCCACUCCACCACCAACACAGUCUCUCCUCAGGGAUGUGUUGUGUCCCCACUCCACCACCAACACAGUCUCUCCUCAGGGAUGUGUUGUGUCCCCACUCCACCACCAACACAGUCUCUCCUCAGGGAUGUGUUGUGUCCCCACUCCACCACCAACACAGUCUCUCCUCAGGGAUGUGUUGUGUCUCCACUCCACCACCAACACAGUCUCUCCUCAGGGAUGUGUUGUGUCCCCACUCCACCACCAACACAGUCUCUCCUCAGGGAUGUGUUGUGUCUCCACUCCACCACCAACACAGGGAUGUGUUGUGUCCCCACUCCAACACAGUACUAGCUGAGUGGAGUACAUUACUAGCUGGACGGAGUACAGUACUAGCUGAGUGGAGUACAGUAUUAGCUGAGUGGGAGUACAGUACUAGCUGAGUGGAGUACAGUAUUAGCUGAGUAGAGUACAGUACUAGCUGAGUGGAGUACAGUAUUAGCUGAGUAGAGUACAGUACUAGCUGAGUGGAGUACAGUACUAGCUGGACGGAGUACAGUACUAGCUGAGUGGAGUACAGUACUAGCUGAGUGGAGUACAGUACUAGCUGGACGGAGUACAGUACUAGCUGAGUAGAGUACAGUACUAGCUGAGUGGAGUACAGUAUUCGCUGAGUAGAGUACAGUACUAGCUGAGUGGAGUACAUUACUAGCUGGACGGAGUACAGUAUUAGCUGGACGGAGUACAGUACUAGCUGAGUGGAGUACAGUACUAGCUGAGUGGAGUACAGUAUUAGCUGAGUAAAGUACAGUACUAGCUGGACGGAGUACAGUACUAGCUGAGUAGAGUACAGUACUAGCUGAGUGGAGUACAGUACUAGCUGGACGGAGUACAGUACUAGCUGGACGGAGUACAGUACUAGCUGAGUGGAGUACAGUACUAGCUGGAUGGAGUACAGUACUAGCUGAGUGGAGUACAGUACUAGCUGAGUGGAGUACAGUACUAGCUGGACGGAGUACAGUACUAUGGCAUAUAUAUAUAUAUUUAUAUAUACUAGCUGAGUGGAGUACAGUAUUAGCUGGACGGAGUACAGUACUAGCUGAGUGGAGUACAGUACUAGCUGAGUGGAGUACAGUACUAGCUGGACGGAGUACAGUACUAGCUGAGUGGAGUACAGUACUAGCUGAGUGGAGUACAGUAUUAGCUGGACGGAGUACAGUACUAGCUGAGUGGAGUACAGUACUAGCUGGACGGAGUACAGUACUAGCUGAGUGGAGUACAGUACUAGCUGAGUGGAGUACAGUAUUAGCUGGACGGAGUACAGUACUAGCUGAGUGGAGUACAGUACUAGCUGAGUGGAGUACAGUACUAGGUGAGUGGAGUACAGUAUUAGCUGGACGGAGUACAGUACUAGGUGAGUGGAGUACAGUACUAGCUGGACGGAGUACAGUACUAGGUGAGUGGAGUACAGUACUAGGUGAGUGGAGUACAGUAUUAGCUGGACGGAGUACAGUACUAGGUGAGUGGAGUACAGUACUAGGUGAGUGGAGUACAGUAUUAGCUGGACGGAGUACAGUACUAGGUGAGCGGAGUACAGUACUAGCUGAGUGGAGUACAGUACUAGCUGAGUGGAGUACAGUAUUAGCUGGACGGAGUACAGUACUAGCUGAGUGGAGUACAGUACUAGCUGAGUGGAGUACAGUACUAGGUGAGUGGAGUACAGUACUAGCUGGACGGAGUACAGUACUAGGUGAGUGGAGUACAGUACUCUCUGUCUCUCUUCUCCUCUUCUCCUCUUCUCCUCCCUUCUAAGAUGGUGCUUACAUAGCCAUGCUGUAAACUGGUCUCUCUCUUCUCUUCUCUUCUCUUCUCUUCUCUUCUCUUCUCUUCUCUUCUCUUCUCUCCCAGUUUAACCCAGAUAUCAUAUUCCUCCAGGCUUCACUGAACAAUAGAGCUUUUAUCAUCCUCAUGGAGCACCUACACACACACACACACACACACACACACACACACACACACACACACACACACACACACACACACACACACACACACACACACACACACACACACACACUCAAAAAUACACUUGCAGAUUAUGAAUCUGCGCGGGCUCUGAGCUCUGUUACUGUUGACACGUUAUCAAGAGAUUCAUAAAGUUAUUUAAAGUUUUGUAAAUUUGUAAAAAGAGAUUCAUAAAACCAGUACGAUCUACUGGGAGGUAAUCAUCUCUUUGAUUUGUGUACAUAGAUUGAUUAUGUGAAAAUUACAUGCCAUUAGUUUGCUUAAAUAAAUACAAAUGUCAUCAAUCUACACACAAUACCCCAUGAUGAAGAAGUGAAAACAGGUUUUUAGACAUUUUUAUUAAAAAUAAAAAGCGAAAUACCUUAUUUACAUAAGUAUUCAGACCCUGGCUCAUCCGUGAGAUGUUUCUAGAAGUUGAUUACCUGUGGUAAAUUCAACUGAUUUGGACAGGCCUGUCUAUAUAAGUUCCCCACAGUUGACAGUCGCUCUCCUCCAGCACACAGACACUGUUGACUGACUGAACUGACAAUGGCCCCAAGUCUUAUAUUUUUCUCCUUGUGCAUUUUGCUAUUUGCCUCAUGACUCCUGCUUUGUUGACUAUGAACUUUCUUGUUGACCCAACCGUGCGACAGACUCUGUUUGUUUCCACACUCAGGACUUUGACUCUAUAUAGGUUACAAAGACUUAAAACAAAAUCAGGAAUCAAGGUAAGACCCAAGUGCAGACUGUCAGGACAGGCAGAGUAGAGACCAAGGUACAGGACGGCUGGCUCAGGGUCAGAGACAGGCAGAGGUCUGUAAUCCAGAGACCAAGGUACAGGAUGGCAGGCUGGCUCAGGGUCAGAGACAGGCAGAGGUCUGUAAUCCAGAGUAGAGACCAAGGUACAGGACGGCAGGCUCAGGGUCAGAGACAGGCAGAGGUCUGUAAUCCAGAGACCAAGGUACAGGACGGCAGGCUCAAUGUCAGAGACAGGCAGAGGUCUGUAAUCCAGAGACCAAGGUACAGGACGGCAGGCUCAGGGUCAGAGACAGGCAGAGGUCUGUAAUCCAGAGUAGAGACCAAGGUACAGGACGGCAGGCUGGCUCAGGGUCAGAGACAGGCAGAGGUCUGUAAUCCAGAGUAGAGACCAAGGUACAGGACGGCAGGCUGGCUCAGGGUCAGAGACAGGCAGAGGUCUGUAAUCCAGAGACCAAGGUACAGGACGGCAGGCUCAGGGUCAGAGACAGGCAGAGGUCUGUAAUCCAGAGACCAAGGUACAGGACGGCAGGCUCAAUGUCAGAGACAGGCAGAGGUCUGUAAUCCAGAGACCAAGGUACAGGACGGCAGGCUCAGGGUCAGAGACAGGCAGAGGUCUGUAAUCCAGAGUAGAGACCAAGGUACAGGACGGCAGGCUGGCUCAGGGUCAGAGACAGGCAGAGGUCUGUAAUCCAGAGUAGAGACCAAGGUACAGGACGGCAGGCUGGCUCAGGGUCAGAGACAGGCAGAGGUCUGUAAUCCAGAGACCAAGGUACGGAACGGCAGGCUCAGGGUCAGAGACAGGCAGAGGUCUGUAAUCCAGAGUAGAGACCAAGGUACAGGACGGCUGGCUCAGGGUCAGAGACAGGCAGAGGUCUGUAAUCCAGAGACCAAGGUACAGGAUGGCAGGCUGGCUCAGGGUCAGAGACAGGCAGAGGUCUGUAAUCCAGAGUAGAGACCAAGGUACAGGACGGCAGGCUCAGGGUCAGAGACAGGCAGAGGUCUGUAAUCCAGAGACCAAGGUACAGGACGGCAGGCUCAAUGUCAGAGACAGGCAGAGGUCUGUAAUCCAGAGACCAAGGUACAGGACGGCAGGCUCAGGGUCAGAGACAGGCAGAGGUCUGUAAUCCAGAGUAGAGACCAAGGUACAGGACGGCAGGCUGGCUCAGGGUCAGAGACAGGCAGAGGUCUGUAAUCCAGAGACCAAGGUACAGGACGGCUGGCUCAGGGUCAGAGACAGGCAGAGGUCUGUAAUCCAGAGUAGAGACCAAGGUACAGGACGGCAGGCUGGCUCAGGGUCAGAGACAGGCAGAGGUCUGUAAUCCAGAGUAGAGACCAAGGUACAGGACUGCAGGCAGGCUCAGGGUCAGAGACAGGCAGAGGUCUGUAAUCCAGAGACCAAGGUACAGGACGGCAGGCUCAGGGUCAGAGACAGGCAGAGGUCUGUAAUCCAGAGUAGAGACCAAGGUACAGGACGGCAGGCUGGCUCAGGGUCAGAGACAGGCAGAGGUCUGUAAUCCAGAGUAGAGACCAAGGUACAGGACGGCAGGCUCAGGGUCAGAGACAGGCAGAGGUCUGUAAUCCAGAGUAGAGACCAAGGUACAGGACGGCAGGCUGGCUCAGGGUCAGAGACAGGCAGAGGUCUGUAAUCCAGAGACCAAGGUACAGGACGGCUGGCUCAGGGUCAGAGACAGGCAGAGGUCUGUAAUCCAGAGUAGAGACCAAGGUACAGGACGGCAGACUGGCUCAGGGUCAGAGACAGGCAGAGGUCUGUAAUCCAGAGACCAAGGUACAGGACUGCAGGCUGGCUCAGGGUCAGAGACAGGCAGAGGUCUGUAAUCCAGAGUACAGACCAAGGUACAGGACGGCAGGCUCAGGGUCAGAGACAGGCAGAGGUCUGUAAUCCAGAGUAGAGGCCAAGGUACAGGACGGCAGGCUGGCUCAGGGUCAGAGACAGGCAGAGGUCUGUAAUCCAGAGUAGAGACCAAGGUACAGGACGGCAGGCUCAGGGUCAGGACAGGCAGAGGUCUGUAAUCCAGAGACCAAGGUACAGGACGGCUGGCUCAGGGUCAGGACAGGCAGAGGUCUGUAAUCCAGAGUAGAGACCAAGGUACAGGACGGCUGGCUCAGGGUCAGAGACAGGCAGAGGUCUGUAAUCCAGAGUAGAGACCAAGGUACAGGACGGCAGGCUGGCUCAGGGUCAGAGACAGGCAGAGGUCUGUAAUCCAGAGACCAAGGUACAGGACGGCAGGCUCAGGGUCAGAGACAGGCAGAGGUCUGUAAUCCAGAGUACAGACCAAGGUACAGGACGGCAGGCUCAGGGUCAGAGACAUGCAGAGGUCUGUAAUCCAGAGACCAAGGUACAGGACGGCAGGCUCAGGGUCAGAGACAGGCAGAGGUCUGUAAUCCAGAGUAGAGACCAAGGUACAGGACGGCAGGCUGGCUCAGGGUCAGAGACAGGCAGAGGUCUGUAAUCCAGAGACCAAGGUACAGGACGGCAGGCUCAGGGUCAGAGACAGGCAGAGGUCUGUAAUCCAGAGUACAGACCAAGGUACAGGACUGCAGGCUGGCUCAGGGUCAGAGACAGGCAGAGGUCUGUAAUCCAGAGUAGAGACCAAGGUACAGGACGGCAGGCUCAGGGUCAGAGACAGGCAGAGGUCUGUAAUCCAGAGACCAAGGUACAGGACGGCUGGCUCAGGGUCAGAGACAGGCAGAGGUCUGUAAUCCAGAGUAGAGACCAAGGUACAGGACGGCAGGCUGGCUCAGGGUCAGAGACAGGCAGAGGUCUGUAAUCCAGAGACCAAGGUACAGGACGGCAGGCUCAGGGUCAGAGACAGGCAGAGGUCUGUAAUCCAGAGUACAGACCAAGGUACAGGACGGCAGGCUCAGGGUCAGAGACAUGCAGAGGUCUGUAAUCCAGAGACCAAGGUACAGGACGGCAGGCUCAGGGUCAGAGACAGGCAGAGGUCUGUAAUCCAGAGUAGAGACCAAGGUACAGGACGGCAGGCUGGCUCAGGGUCAGAGACAGGCAGAGGUCUGUAAUCCAGAGACCAAGGUACAGGACGGCAGGCUCAGGGUCAGAGACAGGCAGAGGUCUGUAAUCCAGAGUACAGACCAAGGUACAGGACUGCAGGCUGGCUCAGGGUCAGAGACAGGCAGAGGUCUGUAAUCCAGAGACCAGGGUACAGGACGGCAGGCUCAGGGUCAGAGACAGGCAGAGGUCUGUAAUCCAGAGACCAAGGUACAGGACGGCAGGCUCAAUGUCAGAGACAGGCAGAGGUCUGUAAUCCAGAGACCAAGGUACAGGACGGCAGGCUCAGGGUCAGAGACAGGCAGAGGUCUGUAAUCCAGAGUAGAGACCAAGGUACAGGACGGCAGGCUGGCUCAGGGUCAGAGACAGGCAGAGGUCUGUAAUCCAGAGUAGAGACCAAGGUACAGGACGGCAGGCUCAGGGUCAGAGACAGGCAGAGGUCUGUAAUCCAGAGACUAAGGUACAGGACGGCAGGCUCAGGGUCAGAGACAGGCAGAGGUCUGUAAUCCAGAGUAGAGACCAAGGUACAGGACGGCAGGCUGGCUCAGGGUCAGAGACAGGCUGAGGUCUGUAAUCCAGAGUAGAGACCAAGGUACAGGACGGCAGGCUCAGGGUCAGAGACAGGCACAGGUCUGUAAUCCAGAGACCAAGGUACAGGACGGCUGGCUCAGGGUCAGGAAAGAGAGAGAGAGAGAGAGAUGGAAAGAUACAGGGAAAGGGUGAGAGAUAACAAGAGAGAGAGAGAGAGAGAGAGAGAGAGAGAGAGAGAGAGAGAGAGAGAGAGAGAGAGAUGGAAAGAUACAGGGAAAGGGAGAGAGAUAACAAGAGGGUGAGAGAGAGAGGGAGAUGGAAAGAUACAGGGAAAGGGAGAGAGAGAGAGAGAGAGAGAUGGAAAGAUACAGGGAAAGGGAGAGAUAACAAGAGGGAGAGAGAGAGAGAGAGAUGGAAAGAUACAGGGAAAGAGAGAGAGAGAGAUGGAAAGAUACAGGGAAAGAGAGAGAGAGAGAUGGAAAGAUACAGGGAAAGAGAGAGAGAUAACAAGAGGGUGAGAGAGAGAGAGAGAUGGAAAGAGAGAGAGAGAUGGAAAGAUACAGGGAAAGAGAGAGAGAGAUGGAAAGAUACAGGGAAAGAGAGAGAGAUAACAAGAGGGCAGAGUCGUACAUUUCCUCAGUGAAAACAAUGUACUAAGCAAAUGUCAAAUUAGCUUUUCACCAAUUUACCGCACGACAGACCACGCAUUCACCCUGCACACCCUAACAAACAAACAAACAAACAAAAACAAAGACAAAGGCUUUUCAUGCUGAUCUUCUGCACAGACUCUGUCAGAGCUGGGCCCUGACUGUAACAUAAUAAUAAUGGUGUUCCAACAACGGUCCAGGACCACAAAUACAAAUUCCAUCUAGACACCGUUGCUCUAAAAACAAACUGCAUGAACCUCGGCCUAAACAUCAGUGCCACAGGUAACUUCCACAAAGCUGUGAUCGAUCUGAGAGACAAGGCAAGAAGGGCCUUCUAUGCCAUCAAAAGGAACAUAAAAUUCGACAUCCCAAUUUGGAUCUGGCUAAAAAUAGUUGAAUCAAUUAUAGAAUUCAUUGUCCUUUAUGGUUGUGAGGUCUUGGGGUCCGCUCACCAACUAAGAAUUCACAAAAUGGGACCAACACCAAAUUGACACCAAAAUAUCCUCAGUAACGUAAAACACCAAAUAAUGCACGCAGAGCAGAAUUAGGCCGAUACCCGCUAAUGAUCAAAAUCCAGAAAAGAGACGUUCAAUUCUACAACCACCUAAAAGG